AUGAGCUUCCUGGGCGAUAUAGUCAAUUCGAUAGGCAGCGAGAAGUCACCCGCGCCACCAAAGCCCUCAAUUCGACCCCUCGGCCCAGCAUCACAUCGUCCCGAAGCCGAUGGUAAGACUGGGCCGCGACCCGGUCUUCCGGCAACAGCUUCACCACUCAAUGGGCUGAAGCGCAAAGCCGAAGAUGGCCCUACAAAGCCGAUCGAGAAACACAUCAAACCAAACCCUGCACCUGGCUUGACAAGCAGCGUAGCCCGACGACCCGCUGCGCCUGCUCUCCACGCGCCGAAAUCCCUUCCUGACAAGACGGUACCAGCUCCGAGACUAAAGAUCGAUGCUACGGCCAACUCCAAUAAAGCAGGCUCAACACCGCCGGUAACACCUACGAGUACGAAUGCCACUGCAAAAGCCCCCGCAAAGGGAUCAUAUGCAGACAUCAUGGCGCGGGCAAAACAAGCGCAAGAAGCAAGGAUGCAGAGCCAAGUUGGAAUGAUCAAGCACCAGGCAACGAACAGGGAGAAGGUUUCCAAGGUGGCAGAAAGAAAGCGUCAAGAAGAGGAGAAGGCAAAGUCUGCGAAAGGUAAACUUGGUGAACGCCACCCUUCUACGACAAAGCCCGACAACUCUCGCAGCGUUAGUCCCGCGAAGAAGGCAGAACAUGCACGGGUCAUCAAGACUCCACGGCCCCCUCUCCACGCUCCACCUUCAGGCUACAAAGGCACAAUGGGUCUUUCUUCGGGAAGAAGCCAAAAGCAGGCGCAGCGUAAGCGCACCAAAUAUGACGAGUAUCUCGGCACUGAUGAGGAGGAGGACGAUUCGGAUCUUGGCAGCUAUGGCAGAGAUGAGGAAGAGGACAAUUACGGAUCUGACGCUUCAUCUGACAUGGAAGCCGGGGCAUUCGACAUUGAUGAAGAAGAGAACAAAGCUCUCCGAGCUGCUAAGGAGGAAGAUGCGAGGGAGUUGGCGUUGGAAAAUCAAUUGAAGAAGGAAAAAGAAGAGCGCCGGAAGAGGCUGCUUGCCAUGGCUAACAAGCGCAAGUGA
This is a messenger RNA of Exophiala spinifera, 1041 nucleotides long. RefSeq lists its product as uncharacterized. Lineage: Eukaryota; Fungi; Ascomycota; Eurotiomycetes; Chaetothyriales; Herpotrichiellaceae. The record is from RefSeq and is a predicted model, not a curated record. The transcript has a single exon. Bases 1 to 1041 code for a protein of 346 amino acids.